AUGGCAAGGCAAACGUAUAUCCAGCUGCGGUCCAAGACUGUGCUGGUAGAGCUGAAGACCCGCUGGAGGAAAAUCAACGAGCUGCGGCCAUCGGAUGGAAAGGUAGACUACAAAAUGAUGUCCAAAUUUGAAAAGCCACCACCACCACCUCCUCCUCCUCCACCACCACCGGUAUCGGCAGCUUACAAAACGUUGAAAGAGAAGUUGCUUCAGGGGUACAAGAUUGGCAUGGACGAGUAUUUAUCAAACAAUCAUUUCGUUUUCGAAAAAGGCAAACAAAGCACUUCCAUGGCGGUGCUUUGCCAUGCCGUUCGACUCGUGCACCCUCGCGAUAGGCCAGUGCUAGCUCUAGAUUUCGAGUCUCACGAGUUCCAGCCGUCUAAAGUUACUGAGAUUGGAAUAGCGAUUCUUGAAAACGCACCAGCGGACACCAGAGUGCCCCAAAUCAAGCCGUUGCAUAUCGUGAUUCGAGAGAAUAUCAUGCUCAGGAAUCGCAAGUACGUGAUUGACAACAAAGACCAUUUCAUGAAUGGCAAGACUUUAGUGAUGGCCAAGGCGGACGCAAUUCAGCUAUUGGGCCGAAUUUUGAACAAAUAUCUCGUGCAGCAUGCCGGGGUCCUCAUUGGCCACAGCGUGUCUGCGGAAAUACGCUAUCUCGCAAAUUUGGGCAUCCACUUACCACGCGACUUGAACAUGAUAGACACGCUCGCGAUGGGUCGUAUCUCGAAAUCCGGCGGCAACAGUUUGCGUGCCUGCUUGAGGUACUUGGGUAUACCGCAUGGCUAUUUGCAUAACGCGGGAAAUGACGCUUACUAUACGUUGCUUGCAGGGUUGAGUUUCUGUGACCCUACAACUAGAGUUUUACAAGGGUUGGACCAGUGGAGCGAGGGUGCAAAGGCCGUAAAAGUCCACCAUGAUAAAUCGGACUUUGUCGUCGUUGAAAAUGUGGAUGCAAUUGCACAAGAAUGGGGGGUGUAA
Messenger RNA from Lodderomyces beijingensis, 978 nucleotides. NCBI's taxonomy places the organism in Eukaryota, Fungi, Ascomycota, Pichiomycetes, Serinales, Debaryomycetaceae. The record is from the annotation of a GenBank genome assembly.